CAAGUAGGCCUUUACAACGACUUCUGUGUCGGGCCCUAAACUCUAUGGCUUAGUACAUUCGUUUUUCGUUACCGAUUUCAACCAAUUGAACUUGAAAAAAUAAAAGUAUUUAAGCUAACUAAAAAUUUGAAGUAUAUACAACUGCCGCAGUAACGCAGGAUACCGAUAACCCAUUGAAGUAAUGCAUUCAGGCGGUAGGAACAGUGGGCAAAGUGCGGGCUCAACACCCCGAGGUGGAGGACCCAACACCAACUCCGGGGCCACAGUGCGUUCCAAGUUAGCGGCACCUCUAUCGACGCAGACGGCGGGAACACGGCGAACUGUUCACGGCGGAGCGGGCGAUGGGGGAACCGAUGCGGCUUGGAAGCAGACCGGUCGUCUCCUUGGCAAGCACAAUCCACCUUCUCGGCUCGUCCAGCCCACGGUAGCCUCUUCGCUGAGGGCCAGCAGCAACAGGCAGACGGCCAAGCAGAAGUUCGAGAGAGCGGGCCAUGAGAAGCCCAGAUCAGUGGUGCCCUUGACCAAAGACACCGAUACGGAAGUCAGGAAGCCAACGAAGCAGCGUGUGAUGUCGCAAGCAGCAAAACAGGCGGCACGGGAUCGCCUUUGGCCCAGCAAACCGGCGGGCGUGGGUUUGAACUCGAAUUUCCGCAAGAAUAGGCAGCCAGUGCCAGAGGAUACCAAUCUUUUGCCGGAUGUCGAGGAGGAGACAGAAUCAAAGGCGCCCAAGUCUCAGGAGCUACUGGAGACCGGCGUCCAGACGAACGAGUCUGAGAUCCUCGAUCAUAAGCUAAUCCUUGGCGAGGUGAAGAUGGUUUGCCCCUCGGCGCAGCUGGUCGAUCAAAUAGAUCGGGAACGGCUCGAGCUUAAGGAGGAAAGAGAGCGACAAUCAUCGCGCAGGUUUGCUGCCCACGAGCAGCAGGAGGAACUGCAUCUGGACGAACUGAAGGAGUUCUCGUUCCGGAAUGCCGUGACCAAGAGGGCGCCCAAGAAGCCACCAACGUACCAGUACGCUCGCUAUGACAAUCAGUAUCAGAACGUUUUCAAGUCCAUGGACGAUUUCUUCAGCCGGGUCCAGAACUCAAUGCCCAAGUCAGAAUCCGUGACCACCAUCCAGGAGCGCAUCAAGCGCAAGGAGGAGGAGCUGCUCAGGCUCUUUGACAAUGUCGAGCUGAACGAAUAAUCUAAAAACUAUUGUAAAUUCUAUAUCAAAUUGUUUGUGUCUUACACGUAAAGUAGUUGUCCUGUUCAAUCCAA
Molecule: messenger RNA, 1257 nt
Organism: Drosophila simulans
Lineage: Eukaryota; Metazoa; Arthropoda; Insecta; Diptera; Drosophilidae
Exons: 1
Coding region: 182-1183 (333 amino acids)
Source: RefSeq, a predicted model, not a curated record